Molecule: messenger RNA, 2291 nt
Organism: Sander lucioperca (pikeperch)
Lineage: Eukaryota; Metazoa; Chordata; Actinopteri; Perciformes; Percidae
Product: ras association domain-containing protein 10-like
Exons: 1
Coding region: 411-1853 (480 amino acids)
Biological process (GO): signal transduction
Source: RefSeq, a predicted model, not a curated record
UCCUGACACAAGGACGCUCCUCUUCUCUCCGGAGCAGCGCGCACGGCACAGAUCAAUCUGCCGCGGAGAGAGAGACGAUGUCCCGGCAGGCAGCCCAGGAACAGAUGACUGAUGUAUUUUUUCUGAUGACAACCCAGGCCUUCAAGGUGUGACAAGGUUAUAUGUUCGGACUAAGCGUAUUUAAAGUGGGAACGGAUACGCAACGACGAAAGCGCAGAUGAUUUGUUUCUGGAUUAAUGUUUUGCUUCAGUUUCUUCCAUAUAGGCAUAUGCCUAAUUGUGUUUUAAGUCAACUUCAAAUGUACUGAGAAAUCUAAAGACUACUUUCGUCUCCCUUACAAACAGACAAAAAAAAAAAGAGUAUAGGCUAUACUUGCGGAAACCUUUUUAUCUUGUUGAGUUGAACCUGAGAUGGAGCCGGAAGAGGGAAAGAUCUCUGUGUGGGUCUGCCGGGAGGAGAAGCUGGUCUCCAGGCUGACGAAGCGAACCACCUGCGCCGACGUGGUCACAGUCCUGCUGGAGGACCAGAACCUGCAGCAGGGCACCUCGGCGGAUAUGCUGUCCGGCUCUCCGCAGUCCUAUUGCGUUGUGGAGAAAUGGAGAGGCUUCGAGAGGAUUUUACCCAAUAAGACCAAAAUCCUCCGGCUGUGGAGCGCCUGGGGGGACGAGCAAGAGAAUGUCCGCUUCGUCCUGGUGAAGAACGAGGCUUUGCUGCUCAACAACGGGCCCCGCAGCGCCGAGGCCCGGGUGGUCCAGAGCCGGGAGAGCGGAGGUCCGAGCGGGGUGCUAAUAGGCACCGCCAGGACUUGCUUGACCGCCGCGGCCGCUGCCGCUGACAUGUCCCAGGAGAAACAGAGACGAAUAGUCAGGAAGGCUUUCAGGAAGUUGGAUAAGAUUAACAAAAAUAAAGGACAGGCUGUUUCUAAAGAUAAGAGCUCAGUGGAGAAGAUGGAGACGCUGGUUCACCUAGUGAUCUCCCAGGAUCACACAAUCCGCCAGCAGAUCCAGAGGAUCAAGGAGCUGGACCGUGAAAUCGAGCGGUACGAGGCCAAAGUGCACUUCGACCGCAUUAAGAGACACGGGGUGAACUAUGUGCAGGACACAUACAUGGUGGACUGCUCCUCGGAGGCUCCCGCUCCUACGGACUGCAAGCUGAAAGCGGAGCGACAGGACGCGCGGUGCACAGAGGAGGCGGUCGUCCAGUUCGAGGAGUACGUGCGCCGGUGUGAGGAGGUGGUGCGGCUGCAGGAGGAGCUGACGGUGCGCGAGGCGCUCGUGGAAAGCAUCACCGGGGAGAUCCAGGAGGAGCUCAACCGGCGGUGGAUUAAGCGGCGGCGUGAGGAUAGAGUAGCGGAAGUGACGAAGGAUACCGACAGCGUCGUGAAGGUGAUGUGCCUGGCAGCGUCUGCCACUCCAGCUGUGGAACAAGAUGUGGAAAGUUUGUCUGAGAACGAGUUUGCACUAGAUGAGGUGAGGAUCAAAACGCAGCUGGACACCAGUCUGUACAUUGGCAUGCGUCUGAAGACAGACCUAGACGCCAUCAGGGGGGACUUGGACCUGAGUUUGGCGCUCUGGGAAACCAGGGAGAGUGAACUUUUGGACCUUCUGGCCAAAGUUGAGACCAUGGAGAUAGAGCAGGUAAACAUCAAACUGACUGAUAAUGGUAAGGCAGAGCUGGGUGCAGUGAGCGCUAAGGCUGAGCCUGCAUCAGCAGAAAAGAGUAGUGUCUGGGUGGAGCAGGCCAGAGGUCUGUCCAAGGCCUGCAAUACAAACGAUGAGGACUCGGACACAGGCCUGAGCUCCAUGCACAGUCAGGACUCUGACAACCCACCUGUGUGUGAGUCAUUGGUAUAGACUCACUUUGUUAGGAAGCUGUUGGACUUUUAUGCAAUUCAAAGCCAUAAACCUAGAGGCAGAGAAUCAGUGUUGGCAAUAAUGUUCUUCUCUACCCAAAAUGCACUUACCGUAUUCUAUAGAAAUACUUACUAUAUGUAGUUGCACAAUAAGCUAGGAGGGACGGCAUGCUUAGAGAGGUUUUAUAGGCUCAUUGGCUGACGUUUGAGAGUCUAGAGGAGUAUCAUAAUAAGCCACUUAUAAUCUGUAGUCUUCCAUGAGAAACUAAAAAAAAUGAAAACUGCAGACUUUGUGGAUUGGAUUUAAAACACGGAUCCCUUUCCUGCUGGCUAAGCAGAGUAGAUCACUUGAUAUUGUCCUCAGUAUAAGUAGUGUCUGUCUUUAAAGCACAAAAAGUAAUAUUUAUUUAACAAUAUGUUAGAGCUGGGUCAUUUACUA